Messenger RNA from Gastrolobium bilobum, 1515 nucleotides. RefSeq names its product calcium-dependent protein kinase SK5. The record is from RefSeq and is a predicted model, not a curated record. The coding region runs from base 1 to 1491 and encodes 496 amino acids. Lineage: Eukaryota; Viridiplantae; Streptophyta; Magnoliopsida; Fabales; Fabaceae. Gene Ontology annotation, biological process: intracellular signal transduction; peptidyl-serine phosphorylation; protein autophosphorylation. Gene Ontology annotation, cellular component: cytoplasm; nucleus. The transcript is spliced from 7 exons. Gene Ontology annotation, molecular function: calcium/calmodulin-dependent protein kinase activity; calmodulin binding; calcium-dependent protein serine/threonine kinase activity.
AUGUCGAAAUCCAACGCUACCAGCACCACCUCAUCACCGAAACCCAAGUGGGUUCUCCCUUAUCGAACCCAAAACCUGAGUGAACUCUACACGUUGGGCAGAAAACUGGGUCAGGGUCAAUUUGGCACCACCUACUUGUGCACACACAACACCACAGGUCGCAACUUUGCGUGCAAGUCAAUCCCAAAGCGCAAGCUGUUUUGCAAAGAGGACUAUGAUGAUGUGUGGAGAGAGGUUCAGAUAAUGCACCACUUGUCAGAGCACCCUAAUGUUGUGAGGAUCCAUGGCACCUAUGAGGACUCAUCUUUUGUUCACUUGGUCAUGGAACUCUGUGAAGGUGGCGAGUUAUUCGAUAGGAUCGUGCAGAAAGGGCACUAUAGUGAGAGACAAGCUGCAAAGUUGAUUAAGACCAUUGUUGAGGUUGUUGAGGCUUGUCAUUCUCUUGGGGUCAUGCAUAGAGACCUUAAACCUGAGAACUUUUUGUUUGACACUGUUGAAGAGGAUGCUAAACUCAAAACCAUUGAUUUUGGGUUGUCUGUUUUUUACAAGCCAGGCGAAAUCUUUUGUGACGUUGUUGGAAGCCCAUACUAUGUUGCACCAGAGGUCUUGCACAAGCAUUAUGGACCUGAAUUAGACGUGUGGAGUGCUGGGGUUAUUUUGUACAUCUUAUUAAGUGGGGUGCCACCAUUUUGGGCUGAAACUGAGCAAGGGAUCUUCCGACAGAUUUUUCUUGGAAGACUUGAUUUCCAGUUUGAACCAUGGCCUAGCAUUUCAGACAGUGCAAAGGAUCUAAUUCAAAAAAUGCUUGAUCGAAAUCCAAAUACAAGGCUUACAGCUCACAAAGUACUCUGCCACCCAUGGAUUGUUGAUGACAACAUUGCACCAGAUAAACCUCUUGAUUCUGCUGUUUUAUCACGCCUGAAGCAGUUCUCUGCAAUGAAUAAACUUAAAAAGAUGGCUUUACAUGUUAUUGCAGAGAGGCUAUCUGAGGAAGAAAUUGGUGGUCUGAAAGAGUUAUUCAAGAUGAUUGAUGCUGACAAUAGUGGAACUAUAACAUUUGAUGAGCUAAAAGAAGGCUUAAAGCGAGUAGGAUCUGAACUUAUGGAGUCUGAAAUCAAGGAUCUUAUGGAUGCAGCAGAUAUUGAUAAUAAUGGGACAAUUGACUAUGGUGAAUUCAUUGCUGCUACGGUCCACUUAAAUAAGCUGGAGAGAGAGGAAAAUCUGUUGUCAGCGUUCUCCUACUUUGACAAAGAUGGAAGUGGUUACAUAACUAUUGAUGAGAUACAACAAGCUUGUAAGGAGUUUGGUUUGGAUGAUGUCCAUAUUGAUGAAAUGGUCAAGGAAAUUGAUCAAGACAACGAUGGACAAAUAGAUUAUGGGGAAUUUGCUGCUAUGAUGAGAAAGGGCAAUGGAGGGAUCGGAAGGCGAACCAUGAGAAGCACACUCAAUUUCAUAGAUGCUCUGGGAAUAAUAGGCAAUGGAUCCACUUAAGUUAUUGUAACUAAAGUAAUUAUU